This is a messenger RNA of Durusdinium trenchii, 1471 nucleotides long. The record is from the annotation of a GenBank genome assembly. Lineage: Eukaryota; Dinophyceae; Suessiales; Symbiodiniaceae.
CUCGCUCAUCCUACACCAUUUAAGGUCGAGUAGAGGUGAAGAAUUUGACCAUAUGUGCCAAAUCCAAUUUCCUGUGCACUAUGUAAAGAACAUGUGAUUGCAUAGGCAAGCUGAGUUGCACUGGGCGCGUUUCUACGAGGGAGGACGAUGGCUUUGCGCUUCUUUCGGGCCCUCAGAUGCCGCAUGCACGGCCUUUCAACCUGAAGGACUUAAGGCAUUGCUUGCUGUUGGUCGGGUGUGCGGGAAGCGAAGUGGCCUGGAACCUGCGGGUACCUGCGAAUGAAGCCUCAGGGCCAUGGCGAGCCAUGUUCAAGGAGCGCGAUCCUAGAGUGGAGGGCUGGACUCGAGACCCGCAAGAUGAGCGAGUGGCAGCCUUGAGGGAGAAACUGCAGAGAAGCAACUGCAUGCCCAACCUGCCAGUCUUUUCGCCUUUGGACCCAGAUUACAACGUCAGUGCCGUGGCAUCUUUCUUCCACGAGCAUGGCUUUGUGGUAUUGGAAAAGGCGUUGCCGGAGCUCAUGUUGGAGAACUUGAAGAACGCCUCUGGAUACAUCAUGAGGAGGAUUUUUGAAGAAGAUCCAGAAGGAAGCUUUGGUGGUGGAGCUGGGAAGUUGCCACAUCGCUACAGCUUAGGAGAUGCUUCAGGUACAAAGUCCAACUUUCACCUCGACGCGUAUGCUGAGCUGGUGGAUUUACCCACCACGACUCCAUUGCUGCAGCACAUUUUCGGUUCCAUUGAAUACCUUGCAGCAGGAUCUGGUGGGGAUGUAGUGCUGGCUGGGGCGAUCGAAUACCAGUCCUUGCACCCAGACGCCAUCUGGGGCGUUCUUGAAGGGCCCGUGGCCGAGCAAGAGGUGCCACCAGCAGUCACGAUCAACUUUGUUCUGGAACCCCUGACCGCGCUGAACGGCGCCAUGCGGGUGGUUCCCGGGUCACACCGCUGGCCAGAGCGGCCACCACACCUUCUGGAGGAGCCGGACUGGAUGCAGUUCAACACACUAUGUCCACUCCCUGCAGGCGCUGCCAUCUUCCGAGACAACCGAUGCUGGCAUGGCGGGACACCCAACUUGUCGGAGAACUUCCGGGCCUUGCCGAACGUGGAGUUCUUCCCACCCAAGGCCAAUCCCUCUUUGGGCUGGUUGGAUCGCUAUACCAUGCCAUGGGACGUGUGGCAGCGGCUGUCGCCUUUGGGGCAAUAUGUCUCCAGACAUGUGGUCGCACCGCCCGACGAGGAGAUUCCUGGCCAAGACUUCUACUCCCCGGGUGCCAUCCUGAACAUCAUGCCAUUCCUCCGCUAAGACGAGGAGGCCAAGUGACCAACGAGCCCGAGGAGGCCGGUGUGUUCGGCGCCGAAUCCGUGUCCGCUCUCCCAAGACCGAGGCCACAAGGGCCAGGCCGUGUCAUGAAGCGGCCCAAAUCACUCGAGCAAGUGCAUUUCUUGUGUGACACAGAGGCACGCGAUAACCUGCGA